AUGAGACGGUUGCCACUUCACGUCGUAGACUUGACACAGAUGGCAGGUGGCUCAAAGGUACUGGAAGCUCUGCACGAGAGACACCCGGAACAGGUUGAAAACGUGUACUUAUUCCUCAAAGGACAUCUGGUGGGAGGUUUAAAACAGCUACGUGGUCUAUUGGUGGAUGGACGAAAGGACGAGCUUGGAGAAAAGUGUGACUGGAGUCACGUUCGAGUCGAUACCAAAAGUGACACGGGGUUUAUGAUUCUCAGUGCACUGAACUCGUUUCAGUGUGCUGGCGAGAUUAAUCAAGAGGGUGCGAACUUUGAGACAAAGCCACUGCAUACGGUGGAUGAGCUUCGCGCUUUUGACCCGAAGACGCUCGUUAGGUGCUGCGUGCCCAUUGCACCGCUCUCCAGGAAGCAGCGUAGACGUAGUAAACUGUUAGUGUGUCAUGACAUGAAAGGAGGAUACCACGAAGACCGAUUCAAGCAGGGAUGCGACAAUUUUGACGCGUAUCGCUUCUAUCAGUGGGAUCUGGUGGACUUGUUCGUGUACUUUGGGCAUGCGUUAGUGUGUCCUCCGCCCAGUGGGUGGAUCGCGGCUGGACAUCGUCAUGGCACGCGUGUCUUGGGCACUUUUCUGACUGAAGGCGACGAAGGAACAGAAUUAUGCAAAGAGCUGUUUAAAGAUGCCCAGUCGGCCGAGAUAUUUGCUUCGAAAUUGGCUGAUAUUACUCGGCAUGGGGGCUUUGAUGGGUGGCUAAUUAACGUGGAAAACGACGUUCCUGCUGCACUGGUGGCUAAUAUCGAUGUGUUCUUGCGCACUCUUCGCAAGGCGCUGCAGCUUCAAAACCCACUGGCGCAAGUCGUGUGGUAUGGCAGCCUCUCCCGGUCGGGUAAACGAAGCUCCUAUGUGCGUCUGGACGAGGCAAGCACCGAGUUCUUUCGCAACGUCGAUGGCUUCUACGCUGACUACGGCUGGACACCGGACGACGCCAAGUUCUCGGCUGCAUUUGAUCUAGAUCGCCGUUAUGAUGUAUACAUGGGUAUCGACGUGUUCGGAAGACACGAUAUGCUCGGAGGAGGCAAGAUGAACUGUGGCGAGCCACUGCGUCUGGCGUGGAAUGCAGGCGUGUCUGCUGCUCUCUUCGCUCCAGGAUGGACGUAUGAAUGCUACCAGCAUGAGGAGCAACAAGACUUUGUCGUGGUCGAGAAUCACUUCUGGAAUGCUGUCCGAGAGAGCUGGAAAGCGAGAAGUCCGUGCUAUGAUGCACUCGGUGGGCAGAAUUGCCUCUACACUGCGUUCAACGUUGGUCGUGGCGUGGGUGUCUGGUCACAGGGGGAACGUGUGGGUAAUUCAGCGUGGUCCAACAUGACAGAGCUGGAUGUCCAGCCAGACCAAGCGCUGCAUGCUGGUAACGUCGUCACUACUGCUACAGGGUCCAUGAAGGCUGUUAUCUCGCACGAUACAGCAUUCCAUGGAGGCGCAAGUGCUCAAAUACAGGGUCAAUUAGAUGGACGGGAGAAAUCAUAUUUCAAGCUCUUUGACGUGGAUAUCGAGUUCUCGCCGCGUCGUAUCAUGGAGAUUUCGUACACGACGGCAACACGUGACGAGUCUGUGUGUCUGCUAGUGCUGACUGUAUGUCCGGGUCUGGAUCGUGCUACACAUUUCGUGAUAUUGCGCUCAAUGGAUGACUCGGAGCCAGACAUUGGAGAGGACCGAAUGGGUAGCAAGAAAACGUUGUCCACGGUUGCAAAGGCCACUUCAGAAAAGCAUUUCUACUUGCCCGUCUCUACUGAGUUUUUCCACGUCGAAGGUGUCAAUGCUGACGCUGUACAAGGCAUCACCGCUGAUGGUUGGUGCAAGAAGACGUAUCGACUAGGAGGCCAGCUUUGGGACCAGAAACACAUUGUGGAGAUUGGUGUACUAUGUACCAAGAAGAUAAGGAAAGUCCCCGGUGAGCACGAAGACUAUCUGGCUUAUAUUGGAGAGAUCUGCGUGGUUGGUAGCACUGGCAAACCUGCCGUAAGAGCGGCUCAUCGCGGCGUCCACAGCCAGCCACAAUGCUGCGAGAACGCGAGAAUAACAUCCUUCAAGCGCAAUGAUGUUCAAUCGGUAUCUUUUGGAUUGCAAUGGGGCUUUACGUCGGAUGGAGAGCCCAUGCGCUACGUGUUGGCGUUUGCUUGCAUCGAAGACGGCGAGCGGGUAUUCGUAGGUAAAAGCUUUGACGAUACUUUGUGGGUGGACAAUGUUUCGUGGGCUGGCCAGAGUAGUACUGCCGUUUGCCAAUUGCAUUUCGAAGAGUGA
Molecule: messenger RNA, 2292 nt
Organism: Phytophthora infestans T30-4
Lineage: Eukaryota; Oomycota; Peronosporomycetes; Peronosporales; Peronosporaceae
Product: cytosolic endo-beta-N-acetylglucosaminidase, putative
Exons: 5
Coding region: 1-2292 (763 amino acids)
Biological process (GO): protein deglycosylation
Cellular component (GO): cytoplasm
Molecular function (GO): mannosyl-glycoprotein endo-beta-N-acetylglucosaminidase activity
Source: RefSeq, a predicted model, not a curated record